CCCCGGGGCGGGCGGCGGCGGCGCCUGUUUGGUACUCGGCGCUCGCUUGCUCGCUCUCUGGGCGGGCGGGCGGCGCGAUGUCGGGCGAGGACAGCCCGGCGGCGGGCCCGGGGGCUGCGGCAGCGGCGGCCCGCGAGCGGCGGCGGGAGCAGCUGCGGCAGUGGGGGGCUCGAGCGGGCGCCGACCCAGGCCCAGGGGAGAGGCGCUCCCGCACUGUCCGCUUCGAGCGCGCCGCCGAGUUUCUGGCAGCCUGUGCGGGCGGCGACCUGGACGAGGCGCGCCUGAUGCUGCGGGCUGCAGACCACAGCCCCGGCGCCGAGUCCGACCCCGACGCCCCGCCGCCCGCCCGCGCAGUGCUCGACUCCACCAACGCCGACGGCAUCAGCGCCCUGCACCAGGCUUGCAUUGAUGAGAACCUGGAGGUGGUGCGCUUCCUGGUGGAGCAGGGUGCCACUGUGAACCAGGCAGACAAUGAGGGCUGGACGCCCCUGCAUGUGGCCGCCUCCUGUGGUUACCUGGACAUUGCCAGGUACCUCCUGAGCCAUGGGGCCAACAUUGCUGCUGUCAACAGUGAUGGGGACCUGCCCCUGGACCUGGCCGAGUCGGACGCCAUGGAGGGGCUGCUGAAAGCGGAAAUCGCCCACCGAGGCGUGGAUGUGGAGGCAGCCAAGCGGGCUGAGGAGGAAUUACUGCUUCAUGACACAAGGUGCUGGUUGAAUGGGGGUGCUAUGCCAGAGGCCCGGCACCCCCGUACUGGGGCCUCUGCCCUGCAUGUUGCCGCUGCCAAGGGCUACAUUGAGGUGAUGAGGCUGCUCCUUCAGGCUGGCUAUGACCCAGAGCUACGCGAUGGGGAUGGCUGGACCCCCCUGCACGCAGCGGCCCACUGGGGCGUGGAGGAUGCCUGCCGCCUGCUGGCUGAACACGGUGGGGGCAUGGACUCGCUGACCCAUGCGGGGCAGCGUCCUUGUGACCUGGCUGACGAGGAAGUGCUGAGCCUGUUGGAGGAACUGGCACAGAAGCAGGAGGAUCUUCGAAAUCAAAAGGAAGCCUCCCAGAACAGGGGCCAGGAGCCCCAGGUGCCUUCCAGCAGCAAAUACAGAAGGAGCUCUGUGUGCCGUCUGAGCAGCCGGGAGAAGAUCUCCCUCCAGGACCUAUCCAAGGAGCGCCGGCCUGGUGGGGCUGGAGGGCCGCCCAUCCGGGAUGAGGAUGAGGGAGAAGAAGGCCCCAUGGAGCCAUCCCCUGAAGAACCCAGAACCCUCAAUGGAGUCUCCUCCCCACCUUUCCCUAUCCCUAAGAGCCCCAUGCUGCCCAAUGAGGCCCCCUUCUCCAGGCGCUUUGGCCUCCAGAAAACAGGGAGCUCUGGUGCCCUGGGUCCCCCAGAAAGGCGAGGAGCCGAUGGAGCCCCUGGGUCUGGGCUGCAGCGCUCAGCUUCCUCCUCUCGGCUGGAAGGGACCUCCACUCAGGCCAAGGAGCCCCAUCUUGCCAGAAUUACUCCUACUCCCUCCCGGAAAGUGCUGGAGCUAUCUGCCCUGUCUGAGAUCACCAAGCCUCCUCCUCCCCUGGAUAACUCCACUCCUCCCUCCGGGAUUCCAGAGGCUGAAUCCCCAGUGAAGCCAAAUAUCCCCACACCAUCCACAGCACUCCCAGUGGACUCCCGGGACCGUCGGAGGUCCUACCAGAUGCCUGUGCGAGAUGAGGAAUCUGAGUCCCAAAGGAAAGCUCGCUCCCGCCUCAUGCGCCAGUCUCGGAGGUCCACACAGGGUGUGACUCUGACAGACCUGAAGGAAGCAGAAAAGGCUGCAGGGAAGGCCAUAGAGCCUGAGAAAUCAUCUCUGCCAUGCCUGGACCCUUCCCGCCGGCCCCGAGUCCCUGGAGUUGAGAACUCUGACGGCCCUGCCCACAGAGCAGAGGCGCCUGACGGGCAAGGUCAGGGACCACAGGCAUCCAGGGAGCACCACAAGAUCGACAAGGAGCGGAGGGGGCCUGCUGAGGGGGAAGAGGCGGAGCCGACAGAUGGAAGCCCAGAAAGCAGCACUCCCGAGGGCUGCCCCUCAGCCCGCAGGCAGCGCUCACAGUGGGACCUCAACCCAGAACCUGAGCCAGGAACCGAAGAGCCGGAGGGAGGCUUUAAGAAGCUGUACUCAGAGCUACGCAGGGAGAAUGAGCGGCUUCGUGAAGCCUUGACCGAAACUACGCUGCGGCUGGCGCAGCUCAAGGUGGAGCUGGAGCGGGCCACACAGAGGCAGGAACGCUUUGCUGAGAGGCCAGCCCUUCUGGAGCUGGAGAGAUUCGAGCGCAGGGCCCUGGAGCGCAAGGCAGCAGAGCUGGAGGAGGAGCUGAAGGCCCUAUCUGAUCUCCGGGCUGACAACCAGCGGCUCAAGGAUGAAAAUGCAGCGCUGAUCCGAGUCAUCAGCAAACUUUCCAAGUGACUCUGGAGAACUUUCCCGCACCCGUAUUUAUACAGCUGCUUCUGCCACACGCACCCCUUCCCCCGUGUGAACACCACCAGUGACAGGGCUCUGGGGGAAGUCUCUGAGAAGCCAUAACCUCCCCUUGGGAUUUCUGGACUGGGAGAGGAGCACAGAGUCCCCAGGAGCCAAAGGGGGCCAUCUGAGGCCAGGAUGAAGGCAGAGGCCAAGCCAGGUAGGGGGACGUCGCCAAGAGGGGACUGGGGUCGGAGACGGGACCAGGAAGAAACCGAGGACCAAGAGGCGCAAGGAUCAGUAGCCAGGACCAGAGUGGCUGCCCCACAGGUCCCCCACCUCACGUGUGAUACCACCCCAGUCACCCCUCCCUCUCCUGAGCAGGGAUCCAAGAAUGUGCCAAGAGUCCUGCUGGCCUCAGCCAGGUGGGCCUGUAUAUAGGGUCCAUGUGCAAUAGGGAGGGAUGUCUUCUAUUUUUUGCUGCCCCCUCUCCACCCUCUGUCUGGGGCAGGGGGAGAAGGUAUUUUCGAGACAAAGCACAGGCACCACAAAUAAAAGUCGUGAAGUUGCCA
This is a messenger RNA of Cynocephalus volans (Philippine flying lemur), 2995 nucleotides long. It is a transcript of the gene PPP1R12C, whose product is annotated as protein phosphatase 1 regulatory subunit 12C. The transcript is spliced from 22 exons. Gene Ontology annotation, biological process: signal transduction. The record is from RefSeq and is a predicted model, not a curated record. Gene Ontology annotation, cellular component: cytoplasm. NCBI's taxonomy places the organism in Eukaryota, Metazoa, Chordata, Mammalia, Dermoptera, Cynocephalidae. Bases 78 to 2429 code for a protein of 783 amino acids. Gene Ontology annotation, molecular function: enzyme inhibitor activity; protein kinase binding; phosphatase regulator activity.